ACGUCAUAAAAAGGACAGAAGGGAAAAGGGAUUGUCAGCGGGUCGUUAUAAGGACGCAGACUGUUAAAAUUUUCAGAAACAAAAUAGAGCUAAGUGUUCUUCCAUUGCCAAAAUGUACGGUAAAGCUUCAAUCUGCGUCGUUUUCGUAUUUCUCCUCUUAAUUACCUAUUCAAUCUUCAUCGGCUCUGUCGAUCUCCGAUCCUACUUCUUCCCGCUGCUACAGUCAUCUCCGGCACCGCAGUCCCUCUGCGCAAUCGACCGUCCUCUCCGCGUCUACAUGUACGAUCUCCCGCGGAAAUUCCAUGUGGCAAUGAUGGAUCGCAGGAGCUCCGAGGAGGAGGGUCCGGUGACCAAAGACAACCUGCCGCCGUGGCCGCCCAGUUCCGGUAUCAAGAGGCAGCAUAGUGUGGAGUAUUGGCUGAUGGCGUCACUGUUGAAUGAUGGCGACGAAGAAGAGCGAGAGGCCGUUAGGGUUACGGAUCCUGAAAAGGCGGAUGCCUUUUUUGUUCCGUUUUUCUCUUCGUUGAGUUUCAAUACUCAUGGGCAUAACAUGACGGAUCCGGAAACUGAGAAGGAUCGACAAUUGCAGAUUGAGUUACUUGCGUUCUUGCGAAAAUCCAAGAUCUGGCAGAGAUCGAAAGGCAGAGACCAUAUAAUUCCCAUGACACAUCCAAAUGCUUUCAGAUUUCUUCGACAAGAGGUGAAUGCAUCUAUUCUUAUUGUUGUAGAUUUCGGCCGCUACCCUAGAAGCAUGUCAAAUUUGAACAAAGAUGUCGUGUCUCCUUAUGUGCAUGUCGUGAAUUCUUUCAUAGAUGACAACACUUCUGAUCCAUUUGAUUCUCGCACCACACUCCUUUUCUUCCGGGGCAAUACACUCAGGAAAGAUCAAGGUAAAAUUCGCGUCAAACUAGAAAAGAUACUAUCUGGUUAUGAUGAUGUUCAUUAUGAGCGAAGUGUAGCAACAACAAAAGCCAUUCAGGCGUCUACACAGGGGAUGCGUUCAUCAAAAUUCUGUCUUCAUCCUGUUGGUGAUACACCUUCAUCUUGCCGUCUGUUUGAUGCAAUUGUGAGCCACUGUGUUCCUGUAAUUGUCAGUGACCAAAUUGAGCUCCCUUUUGAGGAUGAACUCGACUAUACUGAAUUUUCAAUUUUCUUCUCCAUGAAAGAGGCAUUGAAGCCAGGUUACAUGGUAAAUCAGCUCCGGCAAAUUUCAAAGGAGAGAUGGCUUGAAAUGUGGAGACGACUUAAAAAUAUCUCCCAUCACUUUGAAUUCCAGUACCCUCCAAAGAAGGAAGAUGCCGUCAAUAUGUUAUGGAGACAGGUAAAGCACAAGCUUCCAGGGGUCGAACUAGCUGUACAUAGAAACCGUAGAUUGAAAAUUCCAGAAUGGUGGAGUCGGAGGAGAUGAUUUCAAAAGGUUCAUCGUAUGCACUGUACAUCCUCUAUCUUCUCAUCAUUUACAGUGACUAUACCACACAUGGAAUAAUAGACACACAACCCACCAUUGUGGACGGCUUUACAGGAAUUAUGAUUCAUGGUUGCAUUCUUCAUUUAUGUUGAGGGACAAGAACAACUAAUUAAGACAUACAGAGGUUCUUUCUUUUUCUGGCAACUGCAGGAGUGAGUUCUUGAUAAUGUAACAAUAUGAUAUAGGGCUUAUACAGUUAUUCUUUUAUCAUCAUCAUUUGACAUUUUGUGUUAGAUCAUUCAGUCAAAGAGAUCGAGCUAAGUGGUUCUUUGUUAGCUGGCUUACAACGUAUUCCCUUCACUUCAUAGCAAGAAUACUUGCCUUUGUUUACAGGUGAAAUUCGAACUGGGCUCCCCUUUCUCUGUUCCCCUGGCGUAUAUGCUAAAUAUAUGAGAAUACUUUAG
Messenger RNA from Rubroshorea leprosula, 1872 nucleotides. Lineage: Eukaryota; Viridiplantae; Streptophyta; Magnoliopsida; Malvales; Dipterocarpaceae. The record is from the annotation of a GenBank genome assembly.